Messenger RNA from Pipra filicauda (Wire-tailed manakin), 2628 nucleotides. RefSeq names its product acylamino-acid-releasing enzyme-like. Gene Ontology annotation, molecular function: serine-type endopeptidase activity. The coding region runs from base 106 to 2469 and encodes 787 amino acids. The record is from RefSeq and is a predicted model, not a curated record. The transcript has 22 exons. NCBI's taxonomy places the organism in Eukaryota, Metazoa, Chordata, Aves, Passeriformes, Pipridae. Gene Ontology annotation, biological process: proteolysis.
AUAAAUGAUGUAGCUCAGCAUCCCGGUGUCUCUGGUGGUGGUACCCCAGGAGCUGGUGGACACUGGACCUUUCACCUGCGUGGGUGGGCAGUUGUGCCGCCAGGAAUGCAUUGGGCCAUGGGGAAGGGUGAGCCCUGCCUGGCCGUCCUGGGCAGCAGGGAGCAACUGGAGGGCUGGCACCGGCGGGGGCGCUGGCGUCGGGCUGCUCCCACGUGCCUUGGCGGGCAUCCAGCUGUGAGCAGCCCGCAGGCAGCCCGGCGUGGCACAGCACGGCCCAUGGCCACAGGGAACCAGCCGGGCAUGGAGGCGGCCGGCGGCCCCGCUGCCUGCUACCGGGAGCUGAGCCAGUUCCCUGCUAUCACCCGUGCCGCCCUCGGGGCCGCGGCGGGGGGACAGACCUUCCUGCUCUACACUGAGUGCAGCCGCCCCGACCUGCCCCGCCGGCGGCUCCUGCGCUUCAGCCGCCACUACAGCGUGCGGCGCACGGACGGCGGCGGCCUCGCCGCCAGCAGGACCGCGCUCAGCGCCGGCAUCCACAACCAGCUCCUCAGCCAGGACUCGCCCACGGGGCAGCACCGCGCCGUGCUCAGCCGCUGCCCGCGGCAGGGCCACGAGCUGCUGGAGGUGUGGGACAGCGGCGGGCGCAGCCACAGCGUGGACCUCACGGCGCUGGGGAAGCACGGGGAGGUCUACACGGAGGGGCCCUUUGCCUGCCUGGCCUGGUCCCAGUCAGAGACACGGCUCCUGUACGUGGCUGAGAAGAGCCGGCCCAAACACCGGCCCCCCUGCCCCUGGGAUGCGCCCAGGGCAGCCCAAUCAGCAGAGGAGGAUGAGGAUGAGGAUGAGGAGGGCGAGCAGUUCUUGUACCAUGAGGACUGGGGGGAGGCACUGAGCACUCGCAGUGUGCCCAUCCUCUGCGUCCUGGACCUGGAGAGCAGCAGCCUCUCAGUGCUGGAGGGUAUCCCAGAGCACCUCUCCCCUGGCCAGGCCCUGUGGUCCCCCGGUGAUCGUGGCGUGGUGUUCGUGGGCUGGUGGCAUGAGCCCUUCCGCCUGGGUCUGAGCGCCUGCUCCAACAGGAGGUCAGAGAUUUUCCACUUGGACCUGUCAAGCGGGUGCUGUGAGCUGCUGUCAGCAGAGAAUGGUGCCGCCUGCUCCCCCCGGCUGAGCCCUGACGGCCAGCGCCUUCUUUACCUGGAGGGGGCUGUGGGGGGGCCCCACCGGCAGUGCCUGCGCCUGUGCAUGCUCACCUGGCAGACGAGGCAGACGGUGACAGUGCUCGAUGUGGUGCAGGAACCCACGGAGGCCUUCGCCGGGCUCUACACAGAGGUGCUGCCACCACGGUGCUGGGCAGCCGACAGCCGGCGAGCCGUGCUGAGCACCCCGCAGAGGAGCCGCACGGACCUGCUGCUUGUGGACACGGAGGCAGCCACAGUCACCAACCUGACGGCAGGGUCGCCCGAGGGAUGCUGGGAACUGCUCACUCUCCAGUGGGACCUUCUAGUGGCCACCUGCUCUGCCCCACACCAUCCCCCCAGCCUGGUGGUGGCUGUGCUGCCGCCGGCAGGCCGGGAGCUGCCCCUCCGCUGGGUGCCAGUGGAGGACACCCCAACAGUGCCUGGUGUCACCUGGAAGACCCUGACGGUCCGGCCAUCCUGCAGUGGGCAGAGCCCUGCUGCGCAUGACACCCAAGAUUUUGAGGCCCUGCUGCUGAGCCCCUUGGAUGGCACAGCACCACACCCCCUCAUUGUGUGCCCCCAUGGUGGCCCCCAUGCCGUCUUCGAUGCCCGCUGGCGCCCAAGCAUGGCUGCACUGUGCCAGCUAGGCUUAGCUGUGCUCCUGGUGAACUACCGUGGCUCCCUGGGCUUUGGCCAGGCCAGUAUCAGCUCCCUGCUUUCCCGUGUGGGUGAGCAGGACGUGGCAGACACUCAGCUGGCAGUGGAGCAGGCGCUGCACAGCGAGCCCCUGGACCCGCACCGCCUGGCCCUGCUGGCUGGUUCCCACGGAGCCUUCAUCGCCCUCCACCUCCUCAUCCGUGAGCCCGAGCGCUACCAAGCCUGUGCCCUGCGUGGCCCCGUCUCCAACCUGCCCGCGCUGCUGGGCACCUCUGACAUCCCCGACUGGCGCUACACCUCCCUGGGGCUGCCCUACUCCUUUGAGCGGGUGCCAUGUGCUGAGGAGGUGGCCACCAUGCUACUGCGCUCGCCCAUCGCCCAGGCAGCCCAGGUGCGGACGCCGGUGCUGCUGUGCGUGGGCGCCCGGGACCGGCGCGUCAGCCCCACGCAGGCGCUGGAGCUGUACCGGCUGCUGCGGGCCAGGGGCGUGCCGGCGCGGUUGCUGUGGUACCCAGAGGGUGGCCACGCCCUGACCGGUGUGGAGACAGAGGCCGAUGUCUUCAAGAACUGCGCCCGCUGGCUCCUCCAGCACCUCGGGCAGCCAAGGCAGGACAGGACAGGACAGCACAGUCCCUAGUGCCCACAGUGGUCCUGGGCUAUACUGACCCCAGGGUGACCACUGGCCCUGGGGACCACACCAGGGACGAGAGGAUGGAGCAAGUGUAGCUGAGGGCAGGAUGGGACAUGGGUUGUUUGGUGCUAAAUAAAUGUGUGAGACCACCCUCUGCAGUGUCAA